UAUUACUGUAGCACGUUUGACGGUGUCUUCCGGUACCCACUUCUGUCAAAAAUGGCUCGUCUACUGCCAUUUAAAAUCGCCGUUGUUUUUACUAUUUUUUUCUUCUUAUGCACGAGUUUCGUCUGUUGUAACAACGGCAGAAGGGUUGGCGAUGCUUUAGACACUGAGUUCAGCGGUUUCUCUGUGCCUCUUGAACAUUCCUUUGAAGUUGAUGAUGUAGCUAAAUUUCGGGUACGUGGAGCGCUGAUAUUGAAAGCUGGAAGGGAGCCGAGCGUCUCACUAAGUCAGAACCAGCUAUCAGAGGAGGACAGAACCAAACUGAAGGAAGUGGCUGCCGUGGACGGUCUGUACAGAAUCCGAGUGCCUCGUGUCUUCCUGCAGGCAGACAGACAGACAGAGCGACAGAUGGAGGGUUACCUCACAGCGUUUGUCAGAGCUUGCGCCAUGGUCGAGUCCCAUCUGAGCGACGUGAUCGCCCUCCACACCGACGUCUCCGGAUACCUCAUCGGCGUCUCCAUAGUGACGUUACCCGGAGCCUGCAGGGGCACCGAGGUGGAGGACGAGGUCGAUCUCGAGGUUUUCAACACCACGCUCAGCGUCGUGGCUCCCGUCAACGCACCUGGACCUGAGACGGCUCUGUUCCUUGAACGAAUGGAACAGGAAUCUGAGAAGAAAGGGAAGAAUCCACAAGAGCAGAAAUCUUUCUUCGCUAAAUAUUGGAUGUACAUCGUGCCUCUCGUUCUCUUCCUGAUGAUGUCUGGUGCUCAGGACCAAUCAGGAGGAGGAGCCGGGGGCGGAGCAGCUAACGGAGGCGGCCGAUGAUCAACACGCUAACAGUUGUUUUUGUGAAGAUUUACUGAACAAUAAUUCUCUUGGAACAGUUUUUAAUUGCUGUACAUAAUGCUAUUUAAGGAAAAUAAACGUCCGUCACUCACAACUGAAACCUGUACAGUAGAGAGAAGAUAAUGUGUCCUGCAGAUGACUGCGUUUUUAAUUCUAAUGUGAAAAUAAAGUAUUUAUUACUUGAA
This is a messenger RNA of Thunnus maccoyii (southern bluefin tuna), 1028 nucleotides long. It is a transcript of the gene emc10, whose product is annotated as ER membrane protein complex subunit 10. Bases 52 to 822 code for a protein of 256 amino acids. Gene Ontology annotation, cellular component: EMC complex. Lineage: Eukaryota; Metazoa; Chordata; Actinopteri; Scombriformes; Scombridae. The transcript has 7 exons. The record is from RefSeq and is a predicted model, not a curated record.